UAAACAGUACUUUAAUUCUCAAAAAACACAUACAAGUAGCUCUGUGUUAAACCUGUGUGAUGAAUCGUUGAGUUUUAUAGUCUCUCCUGCCGUUUCCGCACGAAUGGAACGUGACCGCGUGCGCUACGUGCGGCGCGUGGCGGCGCUCGAGCUCGGCGUGGGCGAGUCGGAAAGAAGGAAAAUAAAUUUUUCAAAAAUUUGACUCGAUAUUCAUAUUGCUAUACUGCUGCUGGCUAACUUAAAGCACGAGACAAUAAAAUUAAAAAAAAUAAAGGUGAUGGAGUGGAAACCAAUGGAAAUAAACCCCGAGAUGCUGAACAAAGCCUUAGGCAAACUGGGAGUCUGCGGAAGCUGCGCUUUCGUCGACGUCCUGGGGCUGGAGGACGAGCUGCUCUGCGAGGUUCCCAGCCCGGCCUGCGCCGUCCUGCUGCUCUUCCCGCUCAGCCAGCAGCACAAAUCUUUCAGAGAGGAGCAGACAAGACGCCUGAGUGGAGACCACCACGAGGACCUCGGGGUCUACUUCCUCAGGCAGACCGUAGCCAACUCGUGCGGAACCGUCGGCCUCUUGCACUCUGUGGCCAACAACAGGGACAAGCUGGAGUUUGAGAGUGGUUCUGUUCUGAAGCGAUUCCUAGAUGACACUCUGGGUAUGUCUGCAGAAGACAGAGCCAAACAUUUGGAGAAGAGUGAGGAAAUACAUAAAGCCCAUAACGAGAUUGCGGCUGAAGGACGUUGCACGGUGGAAGAAGGUAAAGUAAGUUUUCACUUCAUCACCUUCGUCAAAGUGGACGGACAUCUGUGGGAACUAGAUGGAACCAUGAACUUCCCCGUGAACCAUGGCGCUACCGAUGACGAACACUUCUUAAAGGAUGCAUCGAAGGUCUGCCGUCAGUUCAUGGAGCGUGACAAAGAGGAGGUGCGCUUUUCAGUGGUGGCGCUGUGCAAACCAUAAUCAGGUCACUGUGAAGGAAGAUGAACUCUUCAAAGAAACCGAUCUGUAGGACCCACGACUGCUUGAAUAACGAUGAUUAGAAAAAAAUUCUGUCAUUGUGGUAGACCUUGAGGUACCAGCUAAACACAUCCCUCCGUUUUCUAAAGUUUUUUUCAAACGCCAAACGUUUUUUGCCUUUUUCAUGAAAAAUAUUUAUUCACAA
Messenger RNA from Scleropages formosus (Asian bonytongue), 1154 nucleotides. Its product is annotated as ubiquitin carboxyl-terminal hydrolase isozyme L1-like. Gene Ontology annotation, molecular function: cysteine-type deubiquitinase activity. Gene Ontology annotation, biological process: ubiquitin-dependent protein catabolic process; protein deubiquitination. The record is from RefSeq and is a predicted model, not a curated record. The transcript is spliced from 9 exons. The coding region runs from base 278 to 952 and encodes 224 amino acids. NCBI's taxonomy places the organism in Eukaryota, Metazoa, Chordata, Actinopteri, Osteoglossiformes, Osteoglossidae. Gene Ontology annotation, cellular component: cytoplasm.